AUGGCGAUCGUGAGCCCUAACUUUUGCGCACCGUACCCGAUAGAGUUGGGAAUUGUACGAAAGGUAAUGACGAUAACAGAUGGUAACUUCGCCGUCACAGACGCUAACGGAAAUCUCCUGUUCAAAGUCAAAGAGCCUUUGUUUAGUCUUUCCGACAAAAGAAUCUUAUUGGACGCAUCGGAUACUCCAAUCUUAACUUUGAAAGAAAAUAAGGUGAGCUUGCAUGAUAGGUGGCAAGUAUUUAGAGGAAAAAGCACAGACCAAAGUGAUUUGGUUUACACAUUGAAAAGAUCGUCGAUGAUUCAAUUGAUGAAACCAAAACUCGACGUUUUCUUGGCUCAUAACAAAGAAAUGAAAGUAUGUGACUUCCAUGUUAAAGGAAGUUGGAUCGACCGGUCAUGUGUCGUCUACGCCGGAAAAUCUGAUGCCAUUGUUGCUCAGGUAAUCAAUAUUUUUCAUCAAUAA
Messenger RNA from Arabis nemorensis, 465 nucleotides. Lineage: Eukaryota; Viridiplantae; Streptophyta; Magnoliopsida; Brassicales; Brassicaceae. The record is from the annotation of a GenBank genome assembly.